UCCUUGUGACGUACUGGGGGAAAACCGAACUUUGCAAUCCGUGGACGUUUGCCCCCCGCCGCGACCCGUAGUUUUUGUAAUUGGCUUCCCAGCUUGGAGCGUUUGCAGUUUUGUUUUGCUUUUGGGCCCAGAAAAUGUCUCUUCAGGAGCCACCAGUGACGGUCAGCGACCUGCAGGAGCUGCUGAAGAAGAAGGACGAAAUUGAGGCCCAGAUCAAGGCCUAUUAUGAGGUCCUGCAGGAUCAAAGGGGAGUUGGGAUGAACGAGCCGCUCGUGGAUGCUGAAGGUUACCCUCGGGCAGAUGUGGACGUCUACCAAGUCCGGAGUGCAAGGCACAACAUCAUCUGUCUGCAGAACGACCACAAAGCCCUGAUGCAACAGGUGGAACAGGGUCUGCAUCAGCUGCACGCCCGGGAGAAAGAGAAGCAUGACCGGGACGAAGCUGAGGCGCGUGCCGAAGCCCAAGGCCAGGCCUUGCCCCAGCCCUUCGCCCAAGUGAAUGCCGUCAGUCCCGGAUCUCCAGCUAGCUUCUCGGGUUUGCAAGCGGGCGACGAGAUCGCCGAGUUUGGCUCGUUGAACAGCCAGAAUUUCCAGUCGUUGCAGAACAUCGCCGUUGUGGUGCAACACAGCGAGGAUAAACCCUUACGCGUGACUGUGAUCCGAAGAGGGGAAAAAAUCCAUCUGGGCCUCACCCCAAAGCGUUGGAGUGGGAAAGGACUUUUGGGUUGCAAUAUUGUUCCUUUGCAAAGAUGACUUCUGGUGAUGAUUCGUGGUGGUUGUUUGGUGACGUGUCAUUUUGACGUUAGCAUCUUCCUGAACAAGCUGAAAUGGCGAAAAUGAAUUUGCACUGCGGGAGUUCGACUGUGUUUUCCUGAAGAUGCUAUUUUGAAAUAUUUUUUUUUCCCUUGCCCUGAUUCACAAAGGUUGCUCAGUAGGUUUUAACUUAGGCGUAAGGACAAAAAAGAGUUGUGUGGCUUCGUUGUGGGAUUGAGCUGCUUGGUUUUGUGGCUUUCCUUUGGAUACUUCCCUGUUUGGUUCUGGAAUUAGACAAUAAAAGAUUCGUGCCAUU
This is a messenger RNA of Notechis scutatus (mainland tiger snake), 1068 nucleotides long. RefSeq names its product proteasome 26S subunit, non-ATPase 9 (gene PSMD9). The record is from RefSeq and is a predicted model, not a curated record. NCBI's taxonomy places the organism in Eukaryota, Metazoa, Chordata, Lepidosauria, Squamata, Elapidae. Gene Ontology annotation, cellular component: cytoplasm; nucleus. Gene Ontology annotation, biological process: proteasome regulatory particle assembly. Gene Ontology annotation, molecular function: protein binding.